Messenger RNA from Drosophila bipectinata, 3160 nucleotides. RefSeq names its product Ubiquitin specific protease 8 (gene Usp8). Gene Ontology annotation, molecular function: cysteine-type deubiquitinase activity. NCBI's taxonomy places the organism in Eukaryota, Metazoa, Arthropoda, Insecta, Diptera, Drosophilidae. Gene Ontology annotation, biological process: protein deubiquitination. The record is from RefSeq and is a predicted model, not a curated record.
UGGAAAUCGUCGCAAAAGUGUUUCGGUCGUUGUUGCCACAGAUUGACAAAUUCUGCUAUGAGAAAAGAAAAUUUGACUAUUAAAAUUGCUUCCAGCUCAAGUUAACACCGUAACCCUUUGGAAGCGUGCGGCAGUCAAAGACCCAUCCGAAAACAUGGCCCAGUUGAAAAAGUUGUACAUGAGCUCUAAUCUCGAGAGCCUGGAGAAGAUGACUAGCAUUCCCGAUCUGCGCGACAAGAACAUGAAAAUGCUACUCAACACCGCUAGAAAACUGUACGUCACUGCAGAGGAGUACCGGUUAGAAGGCGAUGAGGAACUGGCCUACAUUACCUAUAUGAAGUACUUCAACAUGUUGUCCGCCAUUCGCAAAAAGUCCGACUAUGCCAACCACAAGUCAACGGUGCGCCAAAUGUUGGGCGACACCGACGCGAAUCGUCGUAUAAUGGACUCGUUGGAGAUAAUUGCCAACUCCUUGGCGCACCGCUACGCACUGCUAUGCAAACCUUCGACGCUUGAACCAAUCACCGAUUUUGUCAAUGGUCGAACAGUGGUUGAAUCAUCCACUACGACCGUUUCUUCACAGCCAGAAGACUUUUCCCGUUUGGGGCUAAUUAGCUGCCAGGAGCUGUACCGGCGCAUGCAAGAAAAAACGGUUCUGGUCAUGGACUGCCGUUCUAGUUCUGACUACGAUAUCUCGCACCUAACGUACUACUGCGCGUUCAAUGUACCCGAAGAAGUAAUAGUGUCAGGAAUGUCGGCGGGUAGACUACAGGCGCGACUCAGUAGCAGCGCUAAAGCAUCGUGGGCUUCGCGAUCUGUCAAAGAUUCGGUGGUGCUUAUGGACUGGAACACAAAAGAUGCCCAGCCGGCUGCGAAUACAGCAAUUGCCACGCUUCUGGAUAUCCUGAAAAAUUGGGAUCCUGACGUUACUUAUCGCGCUCCAAUUCAAAUUGUUGAUGGCGGCUACGAGUAUUUCAUAAUGAUGUACCCCACUCAUUGUACCAAUCCCAGCGUGCAGGCCCCGAAGCAGAACAACAACGACAUUGAAACCAUUGACGACAUCGAGUAUCCUUCGAUCUAUGACAUCACUAUGAAGGAGGACAUCAGUGCGCGGGAUUUUAAAACGAGACCAGACAUCAAUCGGGCCAGCAAACCAGCAGCCCUGAAGACCUAUGAACAGGGCCAGGCGAAACUUGUGUCCCAGGCCAAACCAAUAGCUGAGAUUAUGCGAGAUCAAGAGGAGUUUCUUCAACGAGCUGAGCAAAAUGAUGCUCAGUUGGAAAACGCCUUCGAGCUAUGGAAGCGCCGAACCGCUGAGGGAGAUGCUGCCGAUAACCAGGAACUGCACUACCGCAUUUUGCAGUUGGAGAGCCGACAGCAGGACUUUAUUCUGGAAAACAAUCGAUUACGUGACGAAGUCACCCGCUAUAAGGAACAGUUAAAAACUGAGACACCACAAAGGAUAUCUUCUAAGGAUGUGGAGGCCACCCGUAACGUGGAGACUAAAAUUCAGGAACGUCAAAUGGUUGACGAGCAGCACGAACUAGAGCGCCAGGAGAGAGAGCGGCAGCUUGCAAUUGCCCGGGAAGCAAAAAAACAUUAUAAGUCACCGCCGCCGCCAAGUUCUUUACCAGUACACGCCCUUUCCGAGAGCCUAGAUUCUCUGCUUAAGCUGUCCGAAGAUGAAAUACCCCCAUUGGAUCCUGUUGAAAGACCCACAUUUGAUCGGGCAAUGAAGCCGCAACGGAAUAAAUCGUCGUCUUCACCAGCUCGGGUCCGUGAUUUCUCACCCGUCAAGGGUCAGAAUGUGGGUCGUGGCUUAACUGGUCUUAAAAAUCUGGGCAAUACUUGUUACAUGAACAGCAUUUUACAGUGCCUGAGUAAUACGCCGCAGCUAACCGAGUAUUGCAUUUCGGAUAAGUACAAGAGCUACAUCAACCGGAGCAAUAGAACAAAUGGACAAGUCAUCGAGGAGGUGGCCGCACUUAUAAAAGAACUGUGGAACGGUCAGUAUAAGUGCGUGGCUAGCCGGGAUUUAAGGUAUGUAGUGGGUCAGUACCAAAAGAUCUUCCGUGGCGUUGACCAGCAAGACUCCCACGAGUUUCUUACCAUACUGAUGGAUUGGCUGCACUCGGACCUACAAACGCUGCAUGUGGCCCGCCAAAGGGAGACAAUCAGUGCUUCGGAAAAGGCUUGGCUGGAGUUUACAAAGGCCAAGGAAAGUAUGAUCCUGCAUUUAUUCUACGGUCAGAUCAAGAGCACCGUCAAGUGCGUGGCCUGCAAUAGGGAAUCUGCCACUUACGAGUGCUUCUCGAAUCUCAGCCUGGAGCUGCCGCCCAACUCAAAUGUGUGUCACUUAAACCAGUGCAUGGACAUGUACUUUAGUGGGGAGCGCAUCCAAGGCUGGAAUUGUCCGAACUGCAACACCAAGAGAGAUGCAAUUAAAAAGCUAGAUAUAUCCAAGCUGCCUCCAGUACUGGUAGUCCAUCUGAAGCGAUUUUAUGCGGAUCCAAGCAACACAGGCGCCUACAUAAAGAAACAAAAUUAUCUGCGUUUUCCAUUGGAUAAUCUGGAAAUGACCCCGUAUAUCGCUCGGGCUGAAUCUCGAGCCGUUACUCCAAAAACUUACCAACUUUAUGCCGUUUCCAACCACUACGGCACUAUGGAAGGAGGGCACUACACGGCCUUCUGUAAGAGUGCAAACUACGGCAGGUGGUUCAAAUUCGACGAUCAAAUUGUUUCCGCUUUGGACACCUCCAAUGUUGUCUCCAGCGCAGCUUAUAUUCUCUUCUACACCUGGCUGCCACCCAUGCAAAUGUCGCUGUGAAAAAUCUGAAGCAUAUUAUCCUUCUCAGUUUCCUCUAUACGUUUUCAACUUGUUUUGUUUUCGUUUUGAUAGCAUCUAAGGUCUAGUCGCCGCAUCAAUUAAUAUUUUAAUUAUUAGUUACCGCAUAACUGUUGCUUUUUAGGCCGAUAAUCGCUUGUUUGUUGUUGUCUAGGCCCUUAAGCCGAAUUGAAUGAAUAGUGUAAUGUAUGGGGGCGUAUUUUCUACGGGAACGAGUACAUUCACUAACUUAAAAUACUUCAAGUGCAUUACCAGUAUAAAAAAAGGGGUUACAUACCCUGAUAGGUAUGUGUGAAUAUAGUUUAUUGUAUUUUA